CAUGUAGAAGCUCCACUAUAUUCAGAACAGUGCUGCCAGGAUCCUGACGUGAAUGCAAAAACACGGACAUGUGACAUCAAUUCUGUUUUCAUUGCACUGGCUCCCUGUCUGCUUCAGGUGUGACUACAAAGUCCUGCUACUCACAUACAAAAUCCAUCAAUGUACAUGUGCCAAGUCAUGUGCCCACUGUAGUUUAUUCAAUUUCAUUUUGACUGCAAGAAGAGCAACUGUUUUCAACACUUGUGUGAAAUGGCUCAUUGUAUAAAUGCUGUGACACGCCAAAUGACUUUACAACUAAUAAGGAGUGACAGACAAGUGUGUGUGUGCAUGUUAAUUGAGAAAGAGGGAGAGAAAGCCAGACAAAAUGUCAUCAACAAAUAUACAGUUAAUUGUGUAUUGCAUGGAUUCCAAUAUAUUUUAUAUUAACUAGCAUUUUCAAUAUGAUCUUUUUGGUUUGACUGACUGUUUUGAAUCAUUGAUUGCCUGUCUGAGAUGUUGUGAAGCUUAAAUACAUAAUUACACAGACAGAUACUGCUUUUCUCUGUUUGAGACACAAAUGUUAACCAGGACAAUUCAUCGCUAACAUGAUUGUGAUUUAUACUAUUAUAAUUCACACAUUUUGAACAAAACUCUAAUUCCAUUGCAGCUGCAAUAAAUGUUGCUCUCCGUGGUGCUGAAAUAGUGGACUCAAACCACACAGAAAGUACACUAAGAUGAUCACAGUGACCUCAAUGUCGUUGUGUUAAAAUGUUUCAAAUUAUUUACACUGUGCAUGCUGUGCUGUGGAUACUUGAUAUAUGUAUCUGUAUAUGUCUUACAAUUGUAAUUGCUCUUUUUUGCCAUUAAAAAUAUUGUGUUCUUAUUCCAAAGAUGUUGUGUCGACAUCUAGUGGUAUAAAUAAAACAUUGUACUACACUACCCAAGAAUCCAUGGCACUAGCUACGUCACUUCCUCUCUUCUUCCUGUUUAGUUUUUCCAACCAACACCAAUAGCUGGAUGUAUUUUGCCAGCACCGCAUUGAAUGAAAUCCUUCAUAGACAUAUUGAACAGUCUGUGUUUUGUAAGAAAACAGUGAAACAAGCAGAAAAAAAUCCAACACUCUCCAUUUCACUCCAAAAUGGAAUUUCUACUAAAGCUGAUGUAGCUGGUGGCAGGUCGCCUGCCAGAAUGCUGCAUUAUUUUACACAGACAUUAAGCGUCAUCCAUUUGCUUGAUUAAUUUAAAAGUUCUUCGCUGCUGUUCCCUGUGAGCCAGCAGACGCAUGUCGCGGAUCAGGACCACACUCGACAGUGUCACCAAGGCAGUAGGCAGCACGGACCUCAUCUCCAAGUUCUCCCGCCUCAAGCCUGGCAGUGCCGCAGUCGACAGCACCCAUGUGGAGAAAGUUCUGGUCAAAGCUGAGACGUUAACCUCAAACGGCACAGCUACUUCCCCGCCACCUGAAACCACCAUGAAAGAAGAAGAAGAAGGUGAGAAGAACACAGCAGAGGAAAAGGAGGACAUGCAGCAAGAAAAACCUUUUGUUGCCACCAAGAAGUCCACAUCCGGUUUAGCUUCAGCGGCUAAUGUGUCUGCACCGAUCUCUUCCUCGACUGUGGCGAAACAAACUAUGCAGCUGUUUCACCCGGCAGGUCUUUCAACCAAUAUGGAUGAGACUUACAAAAGUUUGGCGCAGCACAUCAACAGUUACUUUGGUACAAGCACCCACGGGGAAGAAGGCGACAACAGGCCACAGCAGCAAAGAGGAGCGGACGAUCCUGUUUCUGAGGCCAUCCUCAGCACUGCCCCUCGGAAAACUGGGGACCACAUUCCUAUUCUGUCCCCAGUGGCAGAGGCUAAGAGUAUUGAAGCACCCACUACCUCUCCCUCUCCUCCCCCUCCUUCUCCUCCUCCAUCAGAAAAGCUCACUCCCCUGGAAGAAAUGCCCUCUUCUGAUACCCCUGCAACAGAAAAUGCUGCUCCAUCUGUCCCUGUGCCUACUACUUCCCCUAAAAAAGGCUUCACCCACUAUCUAUCCUACCCUCGGCCCAGCGUUCAGGCAUUUGUUGGCAACUACAUCGCUCCUCUGGUCCCCAAAUUCAGAAGUGAUUCCAAAAGCAUCGCACCAGAAAAGGAAAAGUCCUCAGCAGCUGCUGUGGAAGAGCCCACUGUGGAAAAGGCAGGAGAGAAGACGGAUAGUGAAGUGGACAAAGCGGAUAAAGCGGAAAAGGCAAAGCAACAACUGCUGGCUCAAAGAGAGAAGAUAAUCGCCAGGGUGAGUGUAGACAACAGGACCAGAGCCCUGGUGAAAGGCCUGCAGAGGGUCACUGACGUCAAGCUCCUCACCAGCCGAGUGGAGGAACUCAGCUAUCAUCUCUUGGAGUUCCCCGAGACAAGAGUUGUGGCUGUCAAGGAGAGCGUGCUGCCUUGUUUGUUGCGUUUGCGCCAGGCCAGAGACCUUCCUCUGCAGGCUGCUGUGAGAGAAGCACUGGCCGUGGUUGGCUACACAGAGCCAGUCAAAGGAAGGGGAAUUCGGGUUCUGGCCAUAGACGGAGGAGGGACAAGAGGACUGCUGGCCCUGCAGACUCUCCAUAAACUGCAGAACAUGACUGGAAAACGGAUCCACCAGCUCUUCGACUAUAUCUGUGGAGUCAGCACAGGUGCUAUCCUGGCCUUCAUGCUGGGGAUUUUUCAGAUCCCCCUAGAAGAGUGCGAGGAGAUGUACAGGAAGUUGGGCUCGGAUGUCUUCAAGCAAAAUGUUAUCGUUGGAACCGUCAAGAUGGGCUGGAGCCAUGCUUUCUAUGACAGUGAAAUCUGGGAAAACAUUCUCAAGGAACGCAUGGGUGAGGGAUGUAUGAUUGAAAGUGCCAGGGACCCACACUGCCCUAAAGUGGCAGCAGUGAGCACAAUUGUGAACAGGGGUUUGCCUCUGAAGGCCUAUGUGUUUAGGAACUACAGACUCAUGCCAGGAGUGAGAUCCCACUACCUUGGAGACUGCAAACACAAAAUGUGGGAGGCUAUCAGGGCCUCAUCUGCCGCCCCGGGCUACUUCCAGGAAUUUGUCCUGGGAAAAGACCUCCAUCAGGAUGGAGGACUUCUGAUAAACAACCCCACAGCAUUGGCCAUCCAUGAGUGUAAGUGUCUGUGGCCCAACACCCCACUGCAAUGUGUGUUGUCUCUGGGCACCGGACGGUACGAGACAGCGGGCAAGAACAACACUACCUACACGAGCCUCAAGGCCAAGCUCACCAAUGUCAUCAGCAGUGCCACAGAUACCGAGGAGGUGCACACCAUGCUGGAUGCCCUCCUGCCCCCUGACACCUACUUCCGCUUCAACCCCUACAUGAGCGAGGACAUCCCAUUGAACGAGAGCCGCGUGGAGAAGCUGAACUUCCUCAAGGGAGAGGGGGAACGCUACCUGGAACGCAACGAGGCCAAGCUGAGGAAGGCAGCGAGCGUACUGGGCCAAGAGAAGAGCACCAUCCAGAAACUGGCCGAGUGGGCCAAACUCAAGGCUGACAUGUAUGAGGGUCUCCCCUUUGUCUCCAAGCUGUAAUUGUUAGCCUGACAACAGCGUGACCAAGGUAAGAAGACCUGGAGUAUAAAAACUCUCAAGAAUUCCUUGAGUAAACGUUGGAAAACCUUUUUUUUAAGCAUCUAAAGAGGUAAUUUGGAUGGUUUGAUCAUCUAACUAACACUAAAGACUGUUUGAGAAAUCUUUAACUAUGAUUAUUCAUCAAAAGAAGACAAUUCGAAAAGUAAUAGUGUGAAAUUAAAUUACAGAUUUAAUGUAAUUAUUGCUUUGUGGGACAGGAGGAUGCGUCUAAUGGAGACGGAGUGAUACACACUAUGAAAAGAAUUCUGCAGGUUUUGACACAGUGAUGAAAUCACUUAACUAAGCAGACUGAAGAGAUACAUAUGUACACGUGUUCAUAUAUGUAUGAAUAUAAAAUUUUAGACUAUAAGUGUGGCUGAUUUGGUUUUAAAGUGCACAAAGAUGGUAGUUGUGGCACUGACACACGACGAUAUUAUGAAGACUUAAUACUAAUAUGAUUAUUGUGGAUUUUUGUAAAGAAAAAAAGACUGUAAAUAAGAUGUUAAAAUUUCAUCUCAUUUUCAGUAACUUGAAUACAUUAAGAUGUAACUAAUACAUGAUUGCACAGAAAACUUAAACAUGACUGCCUAUUCCUAACACUGUAUAGAAAAAAAGACCUCAUGCACUUUGUAGAAUAUAAUUCUUAACCAACUCUGUUAGAAAAAAAAAGUCAGUGUAAAUAAUAUUUGAAGUAAUUAUGAAUUCUUUGAGUGCUCUUGCUAGAAUCUAAGAUAAAAGAAAUAUUGCUGAUUCUUAAUUUCACCGUUCAGAUACAGCAACACUGACAUCUGUUCUGAUUCUUCUGAUAACGAAUCAGAAUGUGAUUAUCCUCACGGUACAGCGCAUGUUCGAUUACGUUGUGCUUAGAGAAAUGAAUUGUGGCACAUUAGUCUGACUGAACCCUUUGCCUUUAACAUUGAUCAAGCCUACAUUCCUCAUCUCUGGCUAUUGUUGUUGUUAAUAAAUUUGACAUUUUUUACAUUAUGAGAACAACAAUCCCAAUUGCCCUGAAUCCUCCCUUCAUUAUUUCUUGGUGGCAUGCAAAGAGAAAAAAAAAAUGUCAUGAAAUAAUAAAACUUGGUUUUCAAAACCUUGACCUCUAACCUUUGUGCAAUUUCUUAAACAUUUUGCUUGUAUAAAAAUAUUGAGUAAGAAAUUCUA
Messenger RNA from Thunnus maccoyii (southern bluefin tuna), 4735 nucleotides. It is a transcript of the gene pnpla8, whose product is annotated as patatin-like phospholipase domain containing 8. Gene Ontology annotation, biological process: arachidonate metabolic process. NCBI's taxonomy places the organism in Eukaryota, Metazoa, Chordata, Actinopteri, Scombriformes, Scombridae. The transcript has 10 exons. The coding region runs from base 1262 to 3535 and encodes 757 amino acids. The record is from RefSeq and is a predicted model, not a curated record. Gene Ontology annotation, cellular component: membrane.